This is a messenger RNA of Spinacia oleracea (spinach), 734 nucleotides long. RefSeq lists its product as uncharacterized. The record is from RefSeq and is a predicted model, not a curated record. The transcript has 2 exons. NCBI's taxonomy places the organism in Eukaryota, Viridiplantae, Streptophyta, Magnoliopsida, Caryophyllales, Amaranthaceae. Gene Ontology annotation, molecular function: zinc ion binding. Bases 152 to 595 code for a protein of 147 amino acids.
UCACGUUCUCCUUUCUCCUUCCUCUGUUCUUCUUCUUCCCCCCACCCCAUGCUCUAAAAAAAUUUCAAUCCCUCUGCAAAAUUAAGUUGAAUAACGAAUACUGCAAGCAUCUCCAUCAAGAUUUGAGUCUGGGCACGAAUUAUCUGUAAUUAUGGCUCCAUGGAAUGAAGUGAAAUGUGGGUGUGGGUUUCCUGUAGCCAAGAGGACUGCUUGGACUCAUGAAAACCCAGGGAGAAAGUUUAUUGCUUGCAAAUUCUACAAUCCUGAAACUGGGCAAAGGGGGUGCAACAAAUUUGAUUGGCUUGAUGAAGAUAUUGUUGAAUGGCAAAGGGAUGUUACUAAUGUGCUUGUUGCUGAAAAACAUAGGCUGUCCACUGAUCUUGCAAUUCUGAGGAACAGAUUUGCUUGCAUUGAACAAGAGAAGAUUAGGCUAGUCGAAGAGGUUGACAGAUUGAAGAAGAACAAGGGCAUGAUGAUGGGUGUUUUGGGGUCUAAGAAGGCUGGCUUGGGUCAGAAUCAGCUAAUGGGGAUGAUUUGUGUGUGUGCAAUUGUGUCUGUAUUAUUUAGUUUCACUGUAAUCAAGGUACUUGGGUAGAUGGUAGGAUGAACUUUGUUUAAGGAAUGUUAGGCAAUUAGAAGCUAGGCUUGGUUUAAUUCCUUGUUGUAAUGCCUUUAUGUUUAAUGCAUUCGUUGUUGUAAUCAAACCAUUGUGGUUUAGAAUGAAUGAAAAGUUU